Messenger RNA from Triticum aestivum (bread wheat), 898 nucleotides. Its product is annotated as histone H2B.2. Bases 44 to 673 code for a protein of 209 amino acids. The record is from RefSeq and is a predicted model, not a curated record. Gene Ontology annotation, molecular function: structural constituent of chromatin; DNA binding; protein heterodimerization activity. The transcript has a single exon. Lineage: Eukaryota; Viridiplantae; Streptophyta; Magnoliopsida; Poales; Poaceae. Gene Ontology annotation, cellular component: nucleosome.
GCAAACCACCACCAAAAGCCCCAACCACCGCCGCGCACCAGCGAUGGCCCCCAAGGCGGCGGAGAAGAAGCCGGCGGAGAAGGAUCCCGCGGCGGAGAAGGCGGCCGAGAAGAAGCCCGCGGCGGAGAAGGAGCCAGCGACGGAGAAGGCGGCCGAGAAGAAGCCCGCGGAGAAGGAGCCCGCGACGGAGAAGGCGGCCGAGAAGAAGCCCGCGGAGAAGGAGCCCGCGACGGAGAAGGCGGCCGAGAAGCCCGCGGCAACUGCCGGGAAGAAGCCCGUGGCAGAGAAGCGUCUGCCGGCGGGCGAAACGGCCUCCAAGGCGGGCGGCGGCAAGAAGCGGGGCCGGAAGGAGGGCAAGAGGAGGAAGGAGACCUACAAGGUCCACAUCUACAGGGUGCUCAAGGAGGUGCACGGCAAGGAGGUCGGCAUCACCUCCAAGGCCAUGGCCGCCAUGAACUCCUUCGUCAACGACAUGUUCGAGAGGCUCGCCGCCGAGGCCGGCAAGCUCGCCCGCUACAACAAGAAGACCACCAUCGGCCCCCGGGAGAUCCGGACCUCCGUCCGCUUCAUCCUCCCCGGCAGUCUCUCCACGAUUGCCUUCGAACAUGGCGACGCUGCCGUCGACAAUUUCAAAAAUUACAAGGCAUUUUAUGUAUCUUCGGAGGAAGAGUAGUUGUUGACUUUGGUUAUCUGCAUGUGGUUUAAGUACUAGUGCUGGAUAGAAGUUGCUCAACGGUUGCUUGGCUCUACCAUGGCACCAAGGCCGUCACCAAAUCCACAUCAUCUUAGAUCGUGUUCGUAGUAGAAAUGUGUAGAUGGUUCUGUUACUUUAGUGGUUGUUGACUCUGGUUACUGGUGGAUGCAAGUUGCUGAAUGAUUGCUUGUCUCUUUGUUGUAA